AUGUUGGCCGAGGGAAGGCAAGUCUACUCGCCGCCGCCGUCUAAGCUUCCCCGUCUCUCCGGCACCGAGCCGAACGACGGGGUGGUGACGAUGGCGGCGCCGUCGCCGCUGGUUCUUGGACUGGGUCUCGGCGUGGGCGGCAGCGGCAGCGACAGUAGUGGGAGCGACGCGGAAGCAUCUGCGGUCACCAUGCGGGAGGGCCGGCCGUCGGCGCUGACGUUCAUGCAGCGGCAGGAACUGGAGCACCAGGUGCUCAUCUACCGCUGCUUCGCCGCCGGCUCGCCUGUGCCGGUUCACCUCGUGCUGCCCAUAUGGAAGAGCGUCGCUGCUGCCUCCUCGUUCGGCCCGCAAAGCUUUCCCUCUUUGACGGGCCUGGGAAGCCUGUGCUUCGACUACAGGAGCAGCAUGGAGCCAGAGCCAGGGCGGUGCCGGCGCACGGACGGCAAGAAGUGGCGGUGCUCGCGCGACGUGGUGCCGGGUCACAAGUACUGCGAGCGGCACGUCCACCGCGGCCGCGGCCGUUCAAGAAAGCCUAUGGAAGCCUCUGUACCAGUCGCUCCCACGUCCCUCCCGGUCAGGCCAGCUCUCCACACCGCCGCCAGCGCGCCAUCGCCGCCGCGACUCGGCUUCUCCUCCGACGGCGCCAGCGUCCUCCUUGCCCACACUACCGCGCGAGCUACUUGA
Molecule: messenger RNA, 684 nt
Organism: Oryza brachyantha (malo sina)
Lineage: Eukaryota; Viridiplantae; Streptophyta; Magnoliopsida; Poales; Poaceae
Product: growth-regulating factor 12-like
Exons: 3
Coding region: 1-684 (227 amino acids)
Biological process (GO): regulation of DNA-templated transcription; developmental process; DNA-templated transcription
Cellular component (GO): nucleus
Molecular function (GO): ATP binding
Source: RefSeq, a predicted model, not a curated record